CGUUGCCGCCCGCCCAGUCCCGGGACGGUCCCUCCCUCCCCCCGUGUCCCCGCCGGGAGCGGGAAGCAGCCGCUCCGGGACGUGCGGCUCCACCGCUGCGGGAGGGCGGCCGGUCGGUCGGCUCUCGCCCCGGGACAUGGAGGCUCCGGCCCGGGAGCCGGAGUGCGCCGGGUGCCGCUCCCCGGGCUCGGCGCUGCGGGGGGAGCCCGAGUGUCCCCCCGGCUGCCAGCUGCCCCCGGCCGCGGGGGAAGGGCGAGAGGCGGGCGGGGGGAAGGGGGACGGGGCGCCGGGGCGCUGCAGCCGGCACGGGCAGCCGCUGGAGCUGUACUGCGAGGAGGACGGCGAGUGUGUGUGCCGCCCCUGCACCGCCGCCGGCAGCCACACGGCCCACACGCUGCUGAGCCUGGAGGUGGCCCAGGCUCACAUCAAGGAACAACUGAAGAAGGAAGUCGAAGACCUGCGGGUAAUCCAGCAGAAUUGUCACUUCAAGCAGCAGGACGUGGCGAUAUCAGAAUCGGAUGUAAAGACACAAAUCGAUCAGCUGAAGAGAAACCUGUCGAAGAAGUUUAUGGAGUGGAGGAAGUGUCUGGAGGAGGAUGAGGAGUGUGCACUGAAGGUCAUUGACGAGGAGGGAGAGAAGGUGUUGGCUGAGAGCAAUAGGAGUUCAGAGGAGCUAACAGAGAGAAUGAACCAGAUCAGACUGAUUGAUGAUGAGACCCGGAGCCUGGUACAGAGAGCUCCUCUGCAGUUUAUCCAGGGUUCCAGCCAGCUCCUCCUGAAAGUUGCAGAAGAACAGAAGGUACCGAUUCCUGACGUCCCGAAGCUCGCUCUGAAGCUGUACAGUGCACCAGAGGCCAUCAAGAAAAGACUGAGAAGUUCCUUCAUAUACCAGUCAGCCAUCCUCGGAACGACAAAUCAGUGGUCAUCGCUGACCUUGGAUCCAGACUCUGCUUACUGGCUCCUGAACGUUUCAGAAGACGAGAAGACGGUGAUGUUCGGCUACAUGGGAGAGAACUCAUGGCACAACCCCAAGAUGUUUGAGAACAUGCACCAGAUCCUGUGCUCGCAGAGCUUCACUGCCGGCUGCCACUCCUGGGACCUGAGGACGGGUGGUAUUGCCUGGGGCGUGGGGGUGGCUUACGGGAGCAUAGACAGGGGUGGGCUGCAGUCUUACUUCACCAACAGCGCCAAGUCGUGGUGCCUGUACUUCUACCGGGGCGCCCUGACAGCCUGCCACAAAGACCAGCAGACCUACCUGUUCGAGUUCCCCGCCAUCAGCCGCAUCCGCAUCCAACUGGACUAUGAGGCAGGGACCGUGUCCUUUUACCAGGUCACCGACUGCCAGCGACACCUGCACACCUUCCAGACCACCUUCACGGAAGCGGUGUUCCCGGCCUUUUCCUGUUCUGGCAACUCCUCCCUGAAGCUGUGCUGAAAGGAUAUGCCCCGGUAGUCGCUUGAACUGAGCUGGCAGUUCCACUCCCUCACCGAGGGAAGGGGAGGGUGGGACGUGAAGCCAGCGUACGCCUAUUGUCUAUGGCACGUUAGGUUCCAUUUAUCUCGCAAUUGUUUUCAAUUCCUGCGAAUCUCAAUGAAUUUGCAUAGCUCACACCUUACACCUGCCUAGUUUGCUGUAUUCAAAUUUAAGAUCCUAGCUUCAGAUUGAACUAAACCACUUCCAAUUUUUUUUUAAACAAAACCCCAUCAUUGUGAUCUCUCUCCUCUAAAGGCCCCUUAACUACCACAUUGUCAAUUAACCCUUUCUCAGCACUGGCUCUGACAUCUAAGAUGCUGCUCAACCUGCUGAAUCAUAGAACAGUACAGCACAAUACAGGCCCUUCAGCCCACAAUGUUGUGCCAACCCUUAAACCUCGCCAAGGACUAUCUAACCCCUUCCUCCCACAUAUCCCUCUCAAAUUCCUCCAUAUGCUUAUCUAGCACUCUUGAAUUUGACCAAUGUACCUGCCUCCAUCACCGCCCCAGGCAGCACAUUCCAUGCCCCAACCACUCUCUGGGUAAAAAACCUUCCUCUGAUAUCUUCCUUGAACUUCCCACUCAUUACCUUAAAGCCAUGCCCCCUUGUAUUGAGCAUUGGUGUCCUGGGAAAGAGGCACUGGCUGUCCACUCUAUCUAUUCCUCUUAAUAUUUUGUACACCUCUAAAUUCCCCCAGCAGAUUGUUUGUUGCUCCAGAUUCUGGCAUCUGCUGUCUCGUGUGUCUUUGGAUCUAAAAUCAUCUGUUCCCUCAGCAACACACAAGCUGGAGGAACUCAGCGGGUCAGACAGCAUCUGUGGAGGUUAAUGGACAGUCGACGUUUUGGGCCGAGACCCUUCGUCUGGAUUCCAGAUGUGUUGUGUCUCCUGUUCCCUUGUUGGGUCCCCAACAUAACGAUCUAGAACACGGCGAAUUCCUCUGCCUCACCAUCACUGGGUUUGCCCAGUCCCAAUGUGGAUUAAACUUCCCCCAUGAUUAUUACCCUUGUUACAUCCACUUACAGUUUCCUGAUUUCCACUAUGCCCUGUAUUCCCACCAUAGAGUCAUGGGGCAAGAAUACAGGCCCUUCGGCCCAACGAGUCCAUGCUGACCAGUGGCUGGAGCCAACAGGUAACUACCAAUGUUUCUUCGCUCCACCCAGCUGAUCCCACUUCUAGUUUGUUCAUCUCUGCUGCCCUCACCCCAUUUUCAAUCAGGGCCAUCUCACCAUUUCCCUACAUCUUCCAAAAGAGUCCCAGAAUAUUUCAUUCCCAACCUUCGUCACAUUGCAUCCAGGUCUCUGUUGGCACGAUGCGAUCGUACCCAUGUACUUGUGCCAUUAACGAUGCAAGCAGCAUUUGGAACACGUUCUUGAUGUUCUCUUUCCACCAUCAGCCGCUGCUGGCACUAACUGGAGGCAUUCCUUUAUGUUUGUAUACUGACGGGCUCUGGUUAUUCCACAGUUUGCUAGCCUACACUAUCGGCCUGUCUUUUCUCUUCAACUUUCUAAAUCUCCCGCUCACCAGACCACCCCCACCCCCCCCCACACGCAAAGCCCACUCCAACCGAAUGCUCCCUCUUUCCCCAGUACUGGAUGAACUGAAACCCAUCGCUCCCACACUGAUCUGAGGCGCACACAGGUUACGGCAGGGUUCUGUUCCCGUGAACUGUUUGUAGCCUGGACAGUUCGCAAGUGGGAGAGGUGGCUGUAAACAGAGUUCCCACCUGGUGGAAGAUGCCCGCAGCAGCUGGCAAUCCAUCCUGCCAGUCUCCCAAACACUCGUUCGUACUACGUGCUGUACAUAAGUCAGGCAUUCGUGACCUGUGAAGGACCCUGCACCAAUUUGGACGUGGUUGAGGUAGUAAUCAAGGCCUGGAUAGAGUGGACGCGGAGAGGAUGUUUCCAUCAGUGGGAGAGUCUGGGAUCCGAGGGCACAGCCUCAGGCUAAAGGAAUGUCCCUUUCAAACUGAGAUGAGGACAAAUUUCUUCAGCUGGAGGGCAGUGAAUCUGUAGAAUUCGUGCCACAGGAGGGCUGUGGAGGCCAGGUCAUUGGGUGUAGUUAAGGCAGAGAUUGAUAGGUUCUUGAGGGUUACAGGGAGAAGGCAGGAGAAUGGGGGGAAAAAAAUAUCAGCCAUGAUUGAAUGGUCUAAUUCUGCUUCUAUGUCUUAUGGUAACUGCAGGGUACAAGGGACACUGUCCUUUGCUGGCAGAGUAAUGAGGAAGAGGGGCAGGGCUUGCUGGGACCCACAGUCUCUCCAGUGACAAGAGGCUGAACCGAAAGCCAUUGGUGAGGAUGGUGCACCAGUUGUCCCCCAGAGUGGAGCCUUCCUCUCCCAACACUGGGCCUGUCAAGAAGUACACUGGUACACAGUCAUCAUGCCUUUGAAAAAAAAAGCGUCCUUUCAGCUCUUCAAAGCCCGACACGCAAUUCCAUAACAUAACGACCAAACUGUACCGUAACACCAUCCAACCUGCAGCCCUUAAACACCAACAAAAACCCUGUUCCAUGGGCGAGUGGACAGAAGAGAGUGGGUGUUCUCCGGAGUUCCGAACUCUGCUCAACACCGAUGGAAUAGUUUACCCCGGAGGUAUUCCCCCCACGACUGCUUUCACUUGCUGUUAAGACAGCACUUACAAGGACAGGACCAAAUUUCUGUUUGUAAAUCCCAUGCCAAUUACACACAGGGCAACAAACUCUGCAGGUUCAGGGAACACUACUCAGCUACAGGUCAACAAGGAUUGAAGAAUUCACCCUAGGUUCCUGUAGCAAGGUGAAAUGGUGGAGCUCAGGGGUUGCAACUCUUGGAGCAUCUGCCUUUUAUUUUCCUUCUUCAAUAGCUAUCCUUAUCUAAUGGAGGAAUCUUUAACACCCUCAACAGGACAAGGGACUGAUUUCAUCAAUGGCAACCACUCAGGAUUCAUGUUAAUCUGACCCUAGCGUCCUCCUUCACUGGAGACACUAGUAGUCGAGUCCACUGCAGAGUUGCUCGAUGUAUUCCAUGUAAAACAUUGUGCUGGAUACCUGUCUUGUGAUGUCAAAAUUUUCUUCACUGAAUAAAACUUGAGCAAUUAAAUGUGUUGAGAUUGAGCCCACAGCAGCUGGAGUACACAUUAGUAAAGACUCUCCGUAUCCUACACCCCGUUUCUUAAUGCAG
This is a messenger RNA of Pristis pectinata (smalltooth sawfish), 4628 nucleotides long. RefSeq names its product E3 ubiquitin-protein ligase TRIM7-like. The record is from RefSeq and is a predicted model, not a curated record. The coding region runs from base 137 to 1435 and encodes 432 amino acids. Lineage: Eukaryota; Metazoa; Chordata; Chondrichthyes; Rhinopristiformes; Pristidae. Gene Ontology annotation, molecular function: zinc ion binding; protein binding. The transcript is spliced from 6 exons.